Molecule: messenger RNA, 1249 nt
Organism: Cylas formicarius (sweet potato weevil)
Lineage: Eukaryota; Metazoa; Arthropoda; Insecta; Coleoptera; Brentidae
Product: brachyurin-like
Exons: 4
Coding region: 47-838 (263 amino acids)
Biological process (GO): proteolysis
Molecular function (GO): serine-type endopeptidase activity
Source: RefSeq, a predicted model, not a curated record
AAAGUGGGUGCAAUGUUCACCGUUAGUGUUUGAUGAGCAAACGACAAUGAAGUCAUAUUAUCUUCUAUUGGCAUUAACUCUUUGUGGACUCGUAUAUUCACUGCCUUCGUCGUUGUCAUCGCAUUCGCUGACAAUUAGAGGCGGUCACAAUGCAGUUCCAGGCGAAGUUCCUUAUCAGGCUAUGGUUUGGGCAAAGUUUGAAUCAGCAAAUGCCUGGAAUGGUGGUACUCUUUUAGCUCCGCGAUAUGUCAUAACGACGGGAGGAACCCUGAUUGAUGGUCUUUAUCAUACCGCAACGCUCGCUGUCGAAGUAUAUCUAGGAAUAACUAACUAUAGUGCGCCAAUUGAAACGAGUCGUCAAUUGAUAGUAGCCGAGAAUUGGAAAUUUUCGGACAAUGGCAUCGCUCUGAUAAAACUGGCGACCGAAGCGGUUCUAAACGAAUUUGUUGGGCUGCCUAAGUUACCAAGUACUGAGUACUUCAACGACGACUUUUUGGGAAAGAAAGGGGUCAUCUCUGGUCUCGGUUACGUAGCUGAUAAUGUACUAGCCGAAGUUUUACAAAUAACCGAAUUAUUUAUAAUGCCAUCGAAGGAGUGCGAGAGGUACUUUGGAAAGAUAGACUGGAACUUUUACCUAUGCGGAUAUGAUCCAAUCAACGCGGGGCUCGACAACGGAGAUCCGGGUGGUCCAUUUACAAUCGAUGGUGUCCUCUACGGCAUUGGAAACAAUUUUCCUGCAGGAGAUACCGAUUUCAACUACCGUUCGAUAUUCCUAAAAAUCUGGCCCUUCAAGGAUUGGUUAACAGAGAAUAGCGAGGGUGACAUUGUGUUCCCUUAAAGAUAUUGUGUAAUGUUGUUUGUUGAAUUUUACCAAGGCUUUCUGCUAGGGAUCGUGUUAAUGAAAAGCCCUAAGUAGUUAAUUGUCAAACAAAUAAAAAUGAAUUAAAUAAAUAAAAACUUUCAAGCAGAGUUAUCACAAAACUUCGUUUCUUCCUACAGAUUUGGCAAACGUCUCAAAAUUUUAUAUUUGGUGAACUAUGUGGUAAAAAACCUAGCAUGUGUUAAAUUGAACACUCCAUAUAUUGCAUAUUACGAAUAUAAAUAAUAAUAAAAGCUUUUAAAAAAACAUGUUAUUAAAAACUAGACGAAAUUUAGACUAAAUAUUCCAUGAUUUUUUAAAUGGAAAACCAUGUAUAUAACUACUUUAUCGUGUUCAGCUAUUUCCCCUGUACCACUUUUGUUAAAGCUG